AUGUUUGACUCUCUCGCGCAGAAAAUAGCUUCGUUUCUCUCUACAGCAGCAAGAGCUGAGACAGCCUUGCAGAGCGCUGAUGUGCAGGGUAGUGGUGAUGAUCAACUGCACGUUGAUGGUGUGGGUCAUAGUCAUUCCAUGCAGGAUGGUGACGACAGUGAUCAGCUAGAAGUUGAUGGUGGCAGCAGGCAACGUGAGCUGUCAAACUUAGAGUCAAUGAAGAAUGAAGAAUUCGGUGUCUCUGCUGCAUACCAUAUAAAACUUAACCCAGUUGCAAACAUGGCCGUCUCUUCCCUUAAAGAGGUUGCCCACGAUGUACCGAGGCAGACGCAGGGAACUUCCAAAUAUGCAUCGCUACUCGAUGCCAAGGCGUUGGAUUUCAUGAAGAAUACCACUGAAUUCUACGUGGUAAAAAUACCUAGGUGGAAGUUUGAGAAUGAUACAAAUUUUUUGAACGACGGAUCUCGGUACGUUUUCUUUGAGAAAGAAGCAAAGGUUGUCGAUGCAGAAGAUGAUGCCUCAUCUGUCAACUUUUUGGAAGUAGAGGCAGUAAGCAACAAGCAUCCAAAACCUGAGAGAAGCUCUCAUAAGUCCAUCGAGAUGACACCGUCUGAAAGCUUUGAUCUAAAACGCCUCAUUGUUCAGUCUGUGGAGGUGGUCACUUCGAGCAGUCAGCACGUCGGUCGGAUUGACGAUCAAGUCAAAGCGGUGGAUGAUGCUGCACAUGAACUGGUGAACCAACCUAAAGUUAGUGACCUGACACCAGCUGUUGGGCUCACGACUCCGAAUGGUAUUGAUGACUUUACAGCCGACAAGACGGUCGCAGGCACGGAAGAGAGCUCUACGUACAUUAAUUUAUACGUCGAAACCUCGACCUUGAGCCUCGCUGACACGCCAGAUGAUUCUCUGCCGAGUUCACAACCCUUGUUAGAUUUACAAGAAGGAAUAAACUCUGAACAGACAACUAUUGCUGAAGAAAAAUUUCCGGAUCCACCUAGACGAGCGUCAAAGUUAAAUUCGCUAAACGCGCCCAAAUUUUUACAGCACAAACUGCGUGAGCAACUACCGAUUCAGACUUCUCAUACUCCACACAUUCCUCCAACGGCUCAAAGAGAAGUUCCCGAGGAUUCUAGUUCAACUUUUGAGCAAAUAAUUGUUACUCAAAAUAAAAUUUCGGAUUGGCUGAGAGAUUCUGCCGAGUUUUACUUUCAGCCGCAUGAAGUUGAAACACUGUCCCUCGAACAGUUCCAUGACCACAAUGAACCAGACUCUCUGCCAGAAGCAAUCGAUACAUUUGACGAUUCAUUGGCAGGAACUGACGAUGAAGCUGACUUUUUCUCAGAAGAUCGUGAAACAAUUUCAGAACUUCUGAGGAUACACGGCACCGGACGCCAUGACGUCCCGCCAGUUGGCAGGGGCGUGAAUGAGGCACCGCGGGACAGGGGACGAUCAACUGCAUCAGUGCUGCUGCUCCUGCUGGCCAGUCUCACGCAGGCGAUGCAUGGCAACUUCUCAACGUCGGGACCUCCUUCCAUGAUGCCAAGUUCUGAGCACCUCACGCGCUUCUCUGAAAUUCUCACUCACUCGUUCCUCAACACCAGCACGGCGGCGAUAUCCAGCUUCCAGACUCAGCCAGCUGUUGCACCUAGAUCCCAACUGCCAGUUUUUGAUGCCGUUUCGCAUAUUUCACGUCCAAAGUCGAUUUCUGGUCAAUCAUUCGACGAUUUCAAAGCCAUUCAGGGAAUGAAUAUGGAUUUUCCCGGCGAAAAAAUAUCUGGAACUCCUGCUGACCCCAACAAGUCAGAUGAAGCGAUUUCAACUUCUUUCCAAUCAUCGUUAACUCGAGCCGAACCAGAAAAUUUGGUGAACACGCAACAGCCAAAGAAAAAUUUGUCUGCAACGAUUCCAUCAUUGCAGCUCCUCCCAGGGACAAACUUUCCGGCGUCGGUGACACUUCUUCCAAACCUAAAGACGGCUCUCACAGUCAACACAUCUGGAGCGACUUUCCUCCCUUUCACUUCUGGUCAUCUGAAAGAUCAGCAAGUCGCAUUGCCUGACCAAAUUUCAUUCCUUAUCGACACUCCUCGUCCCCCAAUUUCAGCUGACAGUGAUGCAGCAAUCUUUACUGAAGAAAAAUCAAUUGAAAACACUACACGAAUCAGCACUCUACUUCCUAACCCGCUUCUUCCUUCGGCUAUCUUGGACAGGGUGCGACCUAACGCUGGGUUUGAGUUCGGUGGCACUCCUGCAUUUGAUCUAGUGCAGAUAUUACCCAAUCGAGAUAAUUCUUUCCACUCCACAACAUCCAGCACCCGCUCACCGCAGUUGGAUGAUCCCCAAUUUCUUGGUGAAAUGGAGAAGGAAUCGACGGUGCACACUGGUACGCAGGCUACCUCCGCAAUUACCUCAAAUUUCAACAAGCUCACCACAUUGGACAAAGAAAAUUCAAAAUUUAUAGCCAACAUCCCCCGUUCUGGAUCCAAAUUCAUAAUACCCGAAUUUCAUGGAACCUCUAUGUUUUUGUCAAUGCUCCGGCCAAAGAAUCAGACAAGUUCUUCGGUGAGUCCCGAAACAAAACACGCUCUCGGUGUGCCCAUCUCUCCUGAGGGGACGGUCAUUUGCCGCCCCGUUGAGUCUCCAGCUUGUGCACCUCAGGGCGCUGACUUCUGCUUGACGGAUCCAUCGUACCCGCGGAGAGAGGUCCUUCAGGCGCUCUCGUCGAACGCUCGUCUUGCGUCGUACUUCGCCAACGCCUCUUCGACUGGCCCGCGUGGCAGCUUCUCAUUGGUCGCUGGCUUGUCCCGACAGCGCGAGUUAAGCUUCGGCUACUCGUACCACAACCCAGGACUGUAUGACGUCACACACUGGCUGGGCACAGAGGGCUACGUGUGCCCCUCGGUGGUGUCGUACAAUCUGCCCCUGCGCGCCAAGAACGCUCAGGGACGCUGGCGCGUCAUCGUGCAGAACGUGGCCAACGUCGUGCAGCGUAUCAGGACCGAGCGAUGCUUGCACCCCGAGCACCCAUGCCGCCUGGUGGCUCCCCGCUACGGCAGUCGCUGCGUGCAGAAGUUUUCGCUGACUCAGCUGCUGGUGAUGGACCCGUGUGACGUCACCAACCGGCUCUUCGUGGACACCUUCAGCCUGCCGUCAGCCUGCUCGUGCGUGGCGCAGGCUUAUGGAUGAGUCCUUCUACAGCCUGCCGUCAGCCUGCUCGUGCGUGGCGCAGGCUUAUGGAUGAGUCCUUCUACAGCCUGCCGUCAGCCUGCUCCUGCGUGGCGCAGGCUUAUGGAUGAGCUGGCCUAACUGUCCUA
Molecule: messenger RNA, 3311 nt
Organism: Hyalella azteca
Lineage: Eukaryota; Metazoa; Arthropoda; Malacostraca; Amphipoda; Hyalellidae
Exons: 5
Coding region: 1-3183 (1060 amino acids)
Biological process (GO): central nervous system formation; innate immune response; regulation of Toll signaling pathway
Cellular component (GO): extracellular region
Molecular function (GO): Toll binding; growth factor activity
Source: RefSeq, a predicted model, not a curated record